GGGAGCCUGGCAUGCUGCGGUCCAUGGGGUCACAAAGAGCCGGACUCGACUGAGCGACUGAACAACAUCCAUUGAGGAUCAGUUAGCUCCUUUCCUCCAAAGAUACAGAUUUGAAUUGAGGCAAGAGCCAGAGAGAAAGGACUUCCCGCCACCCCAUGGGGCUGGCCCCAGUACGUGGGCCGUGGGGGCACGGGGACCCACAGGCCUGGGUCCACGUUUAGGUCCUGCCGCUCACUGCCUGUUAGACCGGGGUGGCGGGGCAGAGGAGCUAUUCACCCAGUAACAUUCCUUUUCAUCGGCCGUCAAAUGAGUGGAUGUUGGAACCUCCUCCCAGAGGGCAGUGGUUCAUGGGACACUCGAGUGCGGCACUGGCACACACAUGCUCAAACCACCCCUCCUGCACGACUGCAUCUGUUUCCUCUCAACCGUGCCCGCCACUGCCGCCCUCAUGCAGUCCUCCAGUCUUGCUCCCUGCUGCAGCCAGGGAGCAUCUUAAGACACAAGUCACGUGGCAUCACGUGUCCGCCUAGGUUUGCGUCCAGUGACUCUGCUGUUUCAGUGCUGAGGGCUCAGGUUCAAUCCCUGGGCGGGGAGCUAAGAUCACAUAAGCCAUGUGGCAUGGCAAAGAAAGGAAAAAGGGGGAAAAAAAGGGAUGGGAUGAAUAGAGAGCACGGAUGGCCCUGGGGGCGCGGGCUGGCAGCAGGGCAGUGGGGCUGGGGUCCUCUCCUGGGCUCCCCAUCCGGCCUCCUUUGCUUUCUCUGCAGCGCGGCCGCAUGGGCUCGGUGGGCAGCCAGCGCCCCCGGGAGGCCAGCAUGGCAAGCACGCCACACGGGAGCGUGGUGAUGAGCUUCAGCUUUGACAGCGGCCACCUGGAGGAGGCGGUGGCCGGGGCCACCCAGGCCCAGGGCGGUAGGACCAGGGGCAUCCCGAUUUUCACGGACUCUGAGGAGCCGGCACCUGAUGACCGCUACCACGCCAUCUACUUCGCGAUGCUGCUGGCUGGCGUGGGCUUCCUGCUGCCCUACAACAGCUUCAUCACCGACGUGGACUACCUGCACCACAAGUACCCAGCGCCCCCCACCGCCCGCAGGAACCUCGAUUGUGUUUGACAUGAGCCUCACCUACAUCCUGGUGGCACUGGCGGCCGUGCUCCUGAACAACGCGCUGGUGGAGAGGCUGAGCCUGCACACGAGGAUCACCGCGGGUUACCUCUUAGCCCUGGGGCCCCUCCUCUUUAUCAGCAUCUGCGACGUUUGGCUGCAGCUCUUCUCUAGGGACCAGGCUUACGCCAUCAACCUGGCCGCUGUGGGCACUGUGGCCUUCGGCUGCACAGUGCAGCAAUCCAGCUUCUACGGGUACACAGGGAUGCUGCCCAAGAGGUACACGCAGGGGGUGAUGACAGGGGAGAGUACCGCGGGAGUGAUGGUCUCGCUGAGCCGCAUCCUCACCAAGCUGCUGCUGCCGGACGAGCGGGCCGGCACACUCAUCUUCUUCCUGGUCUCCGCGGGCCUGGAGCUGCUCUGCUUCCUGCUGCACCUGCUGGUGCGGGGCAGCCGCUUCGUGCUCUACCACACGGCAAGGCCCCGCCACUGCCGCCCGAGCCGCAGGGCCGGCUACCGCGUGCACCACGACGUGGCCGCCGAGGACGUACACUUUGAGCACCAGGGCCCAACACUGGCCAACGGCGGGUCGCCGAAGGACAGCCCGGCCCACGAGGUGACGGGCGGGGGCGCCUACACGCGCUUCGACGUGCCUCGGCCAAGGAUCAGGCGCAGCUGGCCCUCCUUCCGAGCCCUGCUCCUGCACCGCUACGUGGUGGCCCGCGUCAUCUGGGCGGACAUGCUAUCCAUCGCCGUGACCUACUUCAUCACGCUGUGCCUAUUUCCGGGUCUCGAGUCGGAGAUCCGCCACUGCAUCCUGGGCGAGUGGCUGCCCAUCCUCCUGAUGGCUGUGUUCAACCUCUCUGACUUCGUGGGCAAGAUUCUGGCGGCGCUGCCCAUGGACUGGCGGGGCACCCACCUGCUGGCCUGCUCCUGCCUCCGCGUGGUCUUCAUCCCCCUCUUCAUCCUCUGCGUCUACCCCAGCGGCACACCCGCCCUCCGCCACCCGGCCUGGCCCUGCGUCCUCUCCCUCCUCAUGGGCAUCAGCAAUGGCUACUUUGGCAGCGUGCCCAUGAUCCUGGCAGCGGGCAAAGUAGGCCCCAAGCAGCGGGAGCUGGCAGGGAACACCAUGACCGUGUCCUACAUGACGGGGCUGACGCUGGGCUCAGCCGUGGCCUACUGCGCCUACAGCCUCACGCGGGGCGCCCACCGGAGCUGCCUGCGCCCCUCUGCCGCCAACGCCUCCUUCCCCGCCGGCCUCUGAGCCCCGCCCAGGGAGGGCCGCCAGGCCCCCUCCCCACCCCUGCCUGCAGUGCCUGGGCGCCCAGCCGCCUCCCUGUGCCGAAACCACCAUCUCCUGGCGCUCCGGCCCCAGGGCUCCGCCCCGCUCUCGGAGGCCUGGACGCACUGCCCCGGAUGCGGCUGUGUCUCAUGCCUGCCCUCACCCCCGGCCCGUGUCUGCCGGGCCCCGCUCUGUGGGGUCACUCACAGCCGUCCUGGCCCAGGAGAGCAGACCACCAGCCCGUGUCCCCUCCUGGGUCCGCUCUGAGGGCCCCACGGCCCUGACCCCCCGUCGGCAGCACCUCCCCCUCCACUGGGGACCCUGCUCCCACAGGCCUGCCCCCCCACACCCCCGCUACGAGGGGGCUGCAGCCUGGGUGCGCCCACCUUGCGCCAGCACCACCCAUGCACCCUGGUACACCCCUGAUGCCACAGGCCUGGGGGUCUGUCUGCCCAGGGAGCCCGGUCGACCUCCCCCAUUUCCUCCAGCCACCUGUGAUACAGGAGGAGACAGUUUGAGAGCCAUGAGCAGGGCCCACAGCCUGGCUGGAGUCACACCCCCGGACCUAGGCCUUGAGCCCUUUCCAGGGGGGGCACAGACAUGCCCAGGGGUGCCUGGCAAAUAGAAGAGGGGGGGUCCCUCCAGAGCUCCAGACUGGCUCAGCACCCCAAGCUGGGGGGAUUCCCGGGGCAUCCUGCCAGCGGAGGGCUUCUCCAGGGGCAAGACAGGCGCCCUCCCACCCCCUCCGGGUCCCAUCCACCCGUCGGUCCACUGACUGUACCGCACUGGCCAUUAAAGAUGAAGGCAGAGCCUCUGCCCCAGCAA
Molecule: messenger RNA, 3207 nt
Organism: Bubalus bubalis (water buffalo)
Lineage: Eukaryota; Metazoa; Chordata; Mammalia; Artiodactyla; Bovidae
Gene: SLC29A4
Product: solute carrier family 29 member 4
Exons: 10
Coding region: 961-2364 (467 amino acids)
Biological process (GO): nucleoside transmembrane transport
Cellular component (GO): plasma membrane
Molecular function (GO): nucleoside transmembrane transporter activity; monoamine transmembrane transporter activity
Source: RefSeq, a predicted model, not a curated record